AUGUCUCUUUUCCGACGAGUAAUUUCGGCGCUUGAAAAAAUUGCACCAUUAUCUUUAGCCGAUACCAAGGACAAUGUUGGCUUACUUGUAGAACCACCAUAUCCCCGAGAAUUAGCCUCUCGCGUUUUUCUUACUAUAGACUUGACGACUGAGGUGUUGGAAGAAGCUCUUUCCGAUCCCAAAGUGGGUUUUAUUGUCGCAUAUCAUCCGCCGAUUUUUCGUACUUUCAAGCGUCUCACUCUUACUGACACCAAACAAGCUAUUGUCAUGAAAUGCGUGGCGAAAGGUGUCGGAGUUUAUAGUCCACAUACUGCACUGGAUUCUUGCAUUGGAGGAGUGAACGAUUGGCUUGCAAAAGGACUUGGCUCGGGGAAAACAAAAGUAAUUACUCCUUUUGAGAAUACACCUCCCGGUCAUGAAGGAACAGGUUCAGGCAGAAUAUUCACUUAUGAUCAGCCAACGCCUCUCUCAAACGUGAUUGAAAAUGUGAAAAAGCAUUUACGACUUCAGCAUGUUCGAGUUGCUACAGCAGCGAGACACAAGUCUGAGUUAAUUUCGACAGUUGGGAUUUGUGCUGGAUCUGGGUCUUCUAUACUUUCGCAUCUGAACACCGAUUUGUACUUUACAGGAGAAAUGUCACAUCAUGACGUUCUGGCUGCGUUAGCUCAUGACACUAGCGUAAUUUUAUGUGAGCAUACCAACACAGAAAGAGGUUAUUUGUUAGAUGUCUUGAAACCAGAAUUAGAAAGAAUAUUACAAAGUAGUGCUGAUGUAAAUAUAGAUGCGCAAAUAGAAGUCUGCGUCAGUCAACUCGAUAGUAAUCCAAUAAAAAUCAUCUAA
Ambispora leptoticha is the source of this 840-nucleotide messenger RNA. Lineage: Eukaryota; Fungi; Glomeromycota; Glomeromycetes; Archaeosporales; Ambisporaceae. The record is from the annotation of a GenBank genome assembly.